Messenger RNA from Hevea brasiliensis (rubber tree), 3319 nucleotides. Its product is annotated as putative receptor-like protein kinase At3g47110. NCBI's taxonomy places the organism in Eukaryota, Viridiplantae, Streptophyta, Magnoliopsida, Malpighiales, Euphorbiaceae. Gene Ontology annotation, molecular function: protein binding; protein kinase activity; ATP binding. The transcript has 2 exons. The record is from RefSeq and is a predicted model, not a curated record. Bases 44 to 3088 code for a protein of 1014 amino acids. Gene Ontology annotation, biological process: protein phosphorylation.
CAUUUUUGUGCAAGAGUCGUUCGCUCUCACCAAUGCUGUGGCAAUGAAUUGGUGGUCUCUUUGCAUUGCUUUCUUGUUCUUCUUCAAACUAGCCACUUGCCUGCAAAACCAGACUGAUCGACUUGCAUUGGUAUCCUUCAAAAAUGAAAUUCGACGAGAUCCCUUUGGCGUUCUGAGUUCUUGGAAUGAUUCUCUUCACUUCUGCGACUGGUAUGGCGUUUCUUGUAGUCGGCGGCAUCCUGACAGGGUCACAGCGUUGAACCUGAACUCGCAAGGCUUGGUUGGGUCACUUUCACCCUAUAUAGGAAACCUCUCCUUCCUCAGGUACGUCAGUUUACAAAACAAUAGCUUCCAUGGCCAAAUCCCACAAGAGAUUGGUCGCCUGCGACGCCUGCAAUAUUUAACUCUGAGCAACAAUUCAUUUGAUGGGAAUAUACCUACCAACUUGUCUCGUUGCUCUAAUCUUUAUCUUCUUAAUCUCAUAGACAACAAGCUCCAGGGUCACAUACCUUACGAGCUUGGUUUUUUACCAAAGCUUGAAGCUCUAGGCUUGUCCAGAAAUAACCUUUCAGGAAUAAUUCCUUCCUCCAUUGGGAAUAUGUCUUCUCUUAGGCAAAUUUCUCUAAGAACAAAUGGGUUGCAAGGAAAGAUUCCAUGGGAGAUCUCUCGUCUUAGGGACUUGAGAUUUUUAACGAUCGGAGAGAAUAAUCUAAUCGGAGAGGUUCCUGCUGGCCUCUUCAACAUCUCUAGCAUUCAUACACUUGCAGUGGAUUUUAACCAACUGCAAGGCAGCAUCCCCUCUGAUAUAGGCCUCACUCUUCCAAAGCUGAACUCUCUUCUACUUGCAGACAACAGGUUUAGUGGACCUGUCCCAAUUUCAUUGUCAAAUGCUUCUGCUCUUGAACAAGUAGCUCUAUUUUCUAAUGGUUUUUCUGGGUUAUUUCCCAAACACCUUGGAAAGCUGCCGCAUCUUCGAAUGAUAGACUUCUCUGAUAAUCAGAUACAUGAUGACUUAAGUUUCAUUGAUUCUCUAACUAAUUGCUCCAGUUUAAUAGUCUUGGAUUUAGCUUCAAAUCUUUUCCAAGCUACUCUGCCCAAUUCCAUAGCCAAUCUCUCCGAAGGCAUGAUAUAUAUAGCUCUGUCAAAUAAUCAAAUAUAUGAUGCCCUUCCCUUGGGUAUUGAAAACCUCCUAAAUCUGAGAUUCCUCCUCUUUGACAGCAAUUAUCUCACUGGUCAUGUACUUAUUGAUUUUCAAAAAUUUAAAAGGUUGGAAAUGUUGGAUUUGAGCAGGAAUAAAUUCACUGGAACCAUUUCAUCGUCAAUCAGCAAUUUAUCUUUGCUGAGUUAUCUCUAUAUGGGGUUCAACGAUUUCAAUGGAAGCAUACCUCCAGGUCUUGGUACUUGUCAUUUCUUGAUCCAGUUGGAUCUCUCACAUAAUAGUCUCAGUGGUUCUAUACCCAGACAGGUUAUCGGCCUUCCCUCCCUUUCAAUUUCCCUCAAUUUAGCUGCUAAUGCACUUACAGGUCCUAUUCCAUCAGAAGUCGGUUUGCUGAAAAAUUUAGUACAGUUGGAUUUAUCCGACAAUAGAUUAUCUGGUAUGAUUCCAAACACUAUUGGCAACUGUUUGCGUUUGGAACAGCUUCAUUUAGAGGGAAAUUCUUUUCAAGGAGAGAUACCUCAGGUUUUAAGUGCUUUACAAGGUUUAAAAGAGCUUGAUAUUUCAAAAAACAAUUUUUCAGGACGAAUACCUAAUUCUUUAGCUGACCUUGACGGGAUGAACUAUUUAAAUCUGUCUUUUAAUCAGCUCCAAGGGGAGGUUCCAAACCGUGGGGUCUUUCUAAAUGCAAGUGCAGUUGCAUUGACGGGAAACAAUGGUCUCUGUGGAGGUAUUACUGAAUUGGACCUUCCUUCUUGUGCCUUCCCCAAGUCCAAGAAGAACAACCUCUCCAUUGCACUGAAAGUAACAAUCCCAGUAGUUGUUAUUACAACUUUUUUGGCUCUAUUGACGUGUUUCUUCAUUUUCUGGCAUACGAAAAGAAAGGCUAGAAAAAAGAACAUUUCCAUGCCAUCAUUUGAGAACCAAUUUCUGAGAAUAUCCUAUGCAGAACUCUACAAAGCCACAAAAGGAUUCUCUUUGGACAACAUAAUUGGUAUUGGUAGUUAUGGCACUGUCUAUAAAGGUAUUCUUGAGCAACUUGGGAUGGAAGUGGCAGUGAAAGUUCUAAACCUGCAGCAAAGAGGAGCUUCAAAUAGUUUCCUGUCAGAAUGUUUAGCUCUUGGAAGCAUUAGGCACAGAAAUCUACUGAAGCUACUGAGUGUUUGCUCUAGCAUGGACUUUGAAGGCAAUGAUUUCAAAGCUCUAAUAUAUGAAUUCAUGACUAAUGGGAGCUUGGAGAAAUGGUUACAUAAGGAAGAUGGACAAGAAACAGAACCAAGAAAUCUGAGACUAAUACAAAGGCUUAACAUUGCUAUUGAUAUUGCUUCUGCAAUUGAGUACCUUCAUAAUGGCUGCCCAUCAACAAUUAUCCAUGGUGAUCUAAAGCCAAGUAAUGUUCUUUUGGACAAGGAGAUGGUUGCCCACAUUGGAGAUUUUGGCUUGGCUGAGAUUGUCUCGACAAUUUCGGAUGAGGCUGUUCAGUAUCCAAGCACUUCUCUAGCAAUCAAGGGAUCUAUUGGCUAUGUUGCUCCUGAAUGUGGCAUGGGUGAAAAGGUUUCUAUUGAAAGAGAUGUGUACAGUUAUGGGAUUCUAUUAUUGGAAAUGUUUACAGGAAAGAAACCAACUGAUGAUUCUUUUAAAGAUGGUCUAAAUCUGCAUACCAGCGUCCUGAAAUCAGUUCCUGAUAGAGUUAUGGAAUGUGUGGAUCCAAGCAUUUUAUAUGAAGAUGAAAAAGGAAGAAGCGUCUGGGAGCCCUGUUUAAUCUCUAUAUUGAGAAUUGGAGUUGCAUGCUCAAUGGAACUGCCAGCAGAAAGAAUGAAAAUGAGAGAUGUAACUAGCGAACUACAGAAGAUCAAGGCAAUUUAUGAACAGGGCAGAAUGCAACAAGACCAAGGGGUGUUUAGUUUACAUGUUGGUACAGCUGAUAGCUGAUGGACAUCAAAACAGGGAAAUUAAUUAUAGUGUUUAGCAAGCUUAAGAAAAAUAAAGAUGAUAGCUGAUGGGCAAUCGACCAUCGGGGGGCAGUUUGUAUCAGUUCUAUUUUUAGAGUUAUUUCUCAUCAACCGAUAGUUGAUUUGGUUUUAUUUUUUAUUUUGACUAUAUUAUCCUUUUUUAUUUAACUUGAAAAUUAAUAUUAUUAAUGUUUUUAUUUUUUAUUUAUAA